GUAGCAGAGAAGUCCUAAAAGUAACAAGUACAGGAGAGGAAUGUGGUGCAAUUUUUACAGCAGUGAAAGCUAACAUGAGAGAAUAUGCAGCUGAAGUAGCUAAGACCAACUCUGGCCCAAGCAUUGUCAUCUCCUUUCUGAUUGCUGGUCUGGUAUCCAUCUUGGCAGGAUUGUGUUAUGCUGAAUUUGGAGCCCGAGUUCCUCUGACAGGAUCAGCUUACCUCUACAGUUAUAUCACGGUGGGAGAGCUGUGGGCAUUCAUCACUGGCUGGAACCUUCUGCUCUCCUAUGUAAUUGGAACCUCCAGUGUGGCCAGAGCUUGGAGUGCUACAUUUGAUGAACUCCUGGGCAAAAGAAUGGGGGUCUUUUUCAGCACCCACAUGUCCAUAAACUCUCCUGGAUUGGCUGAAUACCCUGAUAUCUUUGCUGUUUGCCUCAUUGUUAUACUGGCAGGUAUCACUAUCUUUGGAAACUGUUUGAUCAACCCAGAAAUAAAGUCAGUGAUGAUCUUAAAACUCUCAUUCAUUAUGCUGUCAAUAGCAUUUUCCCUAUGCUCAGAUCCCUCUCACAAAGACCUCUUUGAUCCUCCCUUUCUUCACAGCAACCAAUCUGUGACUGGCAACCGAACCUGGCAUUAUGGGGCUGGAGGGUUCAUGCCCUAUUACUUCAGCGGGACCCUAGCUGGAGCUGCUACCUGUUUCUAUGCUUUUGUUGGAUUUGAUUGCAUUGCUACUACAGGGGAAGAAGUGAAGAACCCCCGCAAAUCCAUUCCCAUGGGUAUUGUCCUAUCCUUGCUCAUCUGCUUCCUGGCCUACUUUGGAGUUUCUGCUGCCUUGACAUUGAUGAUGCCAUACCACCUCCUUGACACCAUGAGUCCUCUGCCAGUGGCUUUUGAGUACAUCGGGUGGAACAUGGCCAAAUAUGCUGUAGCUGCAGGGUCACUGUGUGCUCUGACCACAAGCCUGUUGGGAUCCAUGUUCCCAAUGCCCCGAAUUUUGUUUGCCAUGGCCAGGGAUGGACUCCUCUUCCAACCUCUGGCCAAACUGAGCAGCCGACAGAGCCCAGUGAUUGCAACCAUGGUGUCUGGAGCUGUUGCAGCUACGAUGGCUUUCCUUUUUGAUCUGAAGGCCUUAGUUGACAUGAUGUCGAUUGGGACACUGCUCGCCUAUACACUAGUUGGUAUCUGUGUUCUGCUCCUCAGGUACCAGCCUGAGCCCAGCUCUUUAGGCUCCGCAGAAAAGAAGAGGCCACGCAGAAUGCUCUGGGUAGACCUCUUAAUUCACCCAGAUAUCAUUCCAUCCCAGCACUCCUCCCGUCUGGUGUCCCGCACUGUCUCUCUGCUUGCUGUCCUAAUCUUCCUUGUCAGUGUGGUAACCACAGUAGGACUACCAUGCUUGUUAUCUGGGAGUGCCUGGUUCAUUGCCUGCCUUGUUCUCCUCCUCCUGGGGAUUCUUGUGGCAUCGCUAAUCAUCUGGAGGCAGCCUCAGAGUCAGAAGAAUGCAGCUUUCAUGGUCCCCUGUCUGCCAUUCUUGCCCAUCCUCAGUGUCCUUGUCAAUAGCUGCCUAAUGGCCCAGCUCAGUGGUGACACUUGGCUUAGGUACCUGGUGUGGAUGGCUCUUGGCCUCCUAAUUUACUUUGGCUAUGGGAUCCGGCAUAGCGCAGAGAGACACAGGGAUAAGGACCUGUCCCUACAGAUGACAAAACAUGAAAGAAGUGAUACAGAUUCAAGCAGUCACUUGCAAAAAAUAACUUUAAGGGAACCGUGA
This is a messenger RNA of Gekko japonicus, 1766 nucleotides long. RefSeq names its product cationic amino acid transporter 2-like. The record is from RefSeq and is a predicted model, not a curated record. Gene Ontology annotation, cellular component: plasma membrane. The transcript is spliced from 12 exons. The annotation marks the transcript as partial. Lineage: Eukaryota; Metazoa; Chordata; Lepidosauria; Squamata; Gekkonidae. Gene Ontology annotation, molecular function: amino acid transmembrane transporter activity. Gene Ontology annotation, biological process: transmembrane transport; amino acid transport.